CCUUUCUUUAAUGUGUAAGUCGGUAGAGCUCCGAUUUCAGAAGAUUCUGUCGAUCGGCAACACCAACAUCGAUUUUCUUCUUCUUCCACGUUGCUCUGCUACGCUUCUUCUUUCCACAAUUUCUGAGUUCGAUUCUCUCAAGCUGCUGAUAUUUAGGGCGGUAAAUUAGAAUGGCGAGCGAAUUUGGAGAAUCAACAAGCGUGCCAAAUCAAAACCCCUCUUCGUCCAGUAACAAUGAUAUUGGCGAUUUCGAAUGCAAUAUUUGUUUCGAGUUAGCUCAAGAUCCAAUUAUCACUCUCUGUGGCCAUCUCUUUUGCUGGCCUUGUCUGUAUAGAUGGUUGCACUAUCACUCACAAUGUCAAGAAUGUCCUGUUUGUAAGGCUCUUAUUGAGCAGGAGAAAUUGAUUCCUCUUUAUGGUAGGGGAAAGGUACCAUCUGACCCGAGAUUGAAGAGGUAUUCUGGUAUGGAUGUUCCGAGUCGCCCUGCUGGUCAAAGGCCUCAAACAGCACCUCCCCCUGUUGCUAAUGACUUUGCAAACUAUGGGUUUGGAUUCACUGGUGGCUUUAUGCCAAUGUCAACAGCAAGGAUUGGCAACUUCACCUUGGCGACUGCUUUUGGUGGUCUGAUCCCAUCUUUAUUCAAUAUCCAGUUUCAUGGAUUUCCUGAUGCUACAGUUUAUGGGACUACUUCUGGUUACCCCCCCUAUGCAUUCAACACAUUCCAUGGGGGUCAUGGCCACCAUUUUCAGCAACCGACGAGUCAAGGUCAGCAUGCUGAUAAUGUACUGAAAAACCUCCUUUUACUCGUUGGUGUCUUUGUGAUUCUUGCCUUGCUUUGGUGGUAGAAUGAUCUUUCAUUUUGGUUGAAAUAGCACAAGUGUAGAGAUUUCAUUUAGUGCUUAUGAAGUAGAUUUGCUAAUAUACAUAUGUGCAUGCUUGAUCUUACUUUCUGUGAGGUUCCCGUUUGUUCUUGUUAUUGAUAUCCCAAAUGACUUCUGGAUGUUUCUUCCUUUCCCACGAACCAGCCCAUAUUCAUCCCUUGCCACAGGAAAUUUCCUUCAACAGUAAUAAAGUUCAGCUGUAAUUUUAGUGA
This is a messenger RNA of Cucurbita pepo subsp. pepo (vegetable marrow), 1093 nucleotides long. RefSeq names its product RING/U-box superfamily protein. Gene Ontology annotation, biological process: ubiquitin-dependent protein catabolic process. Gene Ontology annotation, cellular component: endoplasmic reticulum. The record is from RefSeq and is a predicted model, not a curated record. NCBI's taxonomy places the organism in Eukaryota, Viridiplantae, Streptophyta, Magnoliopsida, Cucurbitales, Cucurbitaceae. Gene Ontology annotation, molecular function: ubiquitin protein ligase activity.